Messenger RNA from Anthonomus grandis grandis, 711 nucleotides. RefSeq names its product piggyBac transposable element-derived protein 3-like. The transcript has a single exon. NCBI's taxonomy places the organism in Eukaryota, Metazoa, Arthropoda, Insecta, Coleoptera, Curculionidae. Bases 1 to 711 code for a protein of 236 amino acids. The record is from RefSeq and is a predicted model, not a curated record.
AUGACCCGACAAAGGUUUUACAUGAUACGUGUAAAUCUAGAUGUCGUUGACAAUCUUAGCGUAUCAGAAGAGGAACAAAAAAAGAAUAGAUUGUGGAUAAUACAGCCGGUAAUUGAUUUGGUUCGCAAUAGAUGUAAAGCCAUUGAAAGAAAAGAAAAGAUAGCUUUUUCUAUUGACGAACAAAUGAUUCCUUUUUUGGGAAGAUGUCCAGUUCGACAAUUUGUUAAAAUUAAACCAAGACCAGUGGGACUGAAGAAUUUUGUUCUUACGACAUCCGACGGACUGGUAUUGGAUUUUGAAAUCUACCAGGGCAUCACUACCCCACUAAAAGAUAGAGAUUUAGGCUUGGGACCCUCAAUAAUAUUGCAUCUAGCAGAAACAUUACCUCAAAAUAGUUACCUGUAUUUUGACAGAUACUUUUCAACUAUUGCUUUGAUGAACAAAUUGACGAGUUUCAAUAUAGAUGCAACUGCUACAAUUAUGUCCAAUAGAGUGAAAGGGUUUGAUUUUAAAAAAGACAGUUUAAUGAUUAGGGGAGAGUCAGAAGAAGUUGUUAGAACCGAUAAUAAAGUUUGCAUUACAAAGUGGAAAGAUAAUAAAUUUGUUUUAAUGAUAUCCACAGCUUUUGGAAGACAGCCGGAAACUGAGGUGCAUAAAUGGAAUAAAACAGAAAAAAAAACGUUCAGACAUAGCAUGCCCAGCUGUUGUUAA